ACUCACUUGUGGCGAUCAGGCGUUUCUGGCCCUCUAGAGGAGGAUCCUCCUGGUGGAGAUCUGCAGCCAGGUGCUUUUGUGUCUACCUCCCUCCCAGAAUUGCUUCAGGAUCGGGAGAAGUUUUUUCUUCGUUCCACUAUUUAUUUAGGAAAUUUGUCGUUGAGCCCAUCUCCCUCUUGAGGAAGGCCCACAGGUUCUCUAUUGGGUUCACAUCAGAGAGGGUGCACACUGUGCAGAGAUGGCCAUGGUAUGCCUGAAUGACUUUGAGGAGUAUGCCAAAGGGCACCUGUCCAAGGCUGUCUGGGACUACUAUGCUGCUGGGGCAGAUGAGUGCUGUACUCGGGAUGACAACUUGAUGGCGUUUAAACGAAUCCGUCUGCGGCCUCGGAUUCUGCGUGAUGUGUCGGCAUGUGACACCCGGACUACAGUGCAGGGCACCGAGAUCAGUUUCCCCGUGGGAAUUGCACCUACUGCCUUCCACUGUCUGGCCUGGCAUGAGGGUGAGACAGCCACUGCCAGAGCCACGGAGGCAGUGAAUACCUGCUACAUCGCCAGCACCUACUCCACCUGUUCUGUGGAGGAGAUUGCAGCAGCAGCACCGGCAGGCUACCGCUGGUUCCAACUCUACGUGUACCGCAACCGCAAGGUGUCGGAGCAGAUCGUGCACCGUGUGGAGUCAUUGGGCUACCAGGCUCUGGUUCUCACUGUGGAUGUACCGUACACUGGCAAACGCCGUGACGACAUCCGCAACCAGUUCAAGCUCCCACCACACCUGCGUGUCAAGAACUUCGAUGGUGUCUUUGAGGAAAACGCCGGUCUUGAGGAAUAUGGUGUGCCGGCUAACACACUGGACCCAUCCAUCACCUGGAAAGAGAUCUAUUGGCUGAGGUCGCUGACACGUCUGCCCAUCAUCAUCAAGGGCAUCCUUACAAAGGAGGAUGCAGAGCUGGCUGUGGAGCACGGCGUUCAGGGUAUCAUAGUGUCCAACCACGGUGGACGGCAGUUGGAUGGUGACCCUGCCACAAUAGAUGCACUCUCAGAGAUCGUGGACACGGUGCAGGGCAGAAUCGAGGUGUACUUGGACGGAGGCAUCCGCACAGGCAGUGAUGUGCUGAAGGCCUUGGCUCUUGGAGCUAAAUGUGUCUUCAUCGGCCGACCAGCUGUGUGGGGUUUGGCAUACAAGGGUGAGGACGGGGUGAGGGAGGUCUUGCAGAUCCUUAAUGACGAGUUCCGGCUGUGCAUGGCUCUUGCUGGUUGCAGGAACGUCUCUGAAAUUAACAGGAACCUCAUUCAGUUCUCGAAACUCUGACUUCUGACAGCAGGGGGAUCGACAGGGCGAGUCACGCCAACUUUUAUACACAUCCAGAAAUUCAUAUACUGUCAUCCAGGACUUUAAAGUAGUAAUGUUUAAAUUAAUAUUCAAGGCUAUCAGAAGAAUGCCCAUCACAUGAUGUAAAGCAGACAUGGUUUCAGGCCUGUGGUAUCUACAUAUAACUGUCAUCAUGAGCCUUUCCAUUAAAUCAAAUUAUUCUGUAAAAAAUUGUUACUUUUUCUUCAAGGCAUCCUUACUUCAAGGAAUCUUAAAAAGGCAGACUGUGUGAUACUCAUUUGAUUUCUUAAUAUUGACGGGCCUCCCAGUAUAGUAUCAGCAAGUGAGGGUAACGGCACCUGAAAGCCUGUCUGCUGUAGCAGGAUGUAGCUGAGGGUACAGGGAGUGGUAUGUGUAGGUGGUCUGAAGGCAAGGGGUGGUGGGUGGGGUGGUCCUCACCAGGAGAAUAUCUCUAGAUGGUCUUCAUGUUUGUCUGAAAAUGUGAAAAAGUCCGGUGAUUUGAAAGCAACAAGAGCAACAAGUAUGAUGAAGGACCUUACCACACUGGCGAUACUACAGCAGCAUUCCUGGGUCAAUUUUGGACCUUUUAUGGUAAAAAAAAAAUUGGCUGAAGGGUGUGACAGAAUCCUUGUUUCAUCUCAGGGAAGCACUGACAACCAAGUUGCACAAGGCACAACUAAACUAGACCUAAACCUUAAUGUAAUCCCAUUUUAACCAAUUAAAGGAGAUAUUUAUGAACAAAA
Messenger RNA from Paramormyrops kingsleyae, 2073 nucleotides. It is a transcript of the gene hao2, whose product is annotated as hydroxyacid oxidase 2 (long chain). Gene Ontology annotation, biological process: fatty acid alpha-oxidation. Gene Ontology annotation, cellular component: peroxisomal matrix. NCBI's taxonomy places the organism in Eukaryota, Metazoa, Chordata, Actinopteri, Osteoglossiformes, Mormyridae. Gene Ontology annotation, molecular function: FMN binding; (S)-2-hydroxy-acid oxidase activity. The record is from RefSeq and is a predicted model, not a curated record.